Molecule: messenger RNA, 1061 nt
Organism: Clarias gariepinus (North African catfish)
Lineage: Eukaryota; Metazoa; Chordata; Actinopteri; Siluriformes; Clariidae
Product: inhibitory synaptic factor 1
Exons: 2
Coding region: 275-973 (232 amino acids)
Source: RefSeq, a predicted model, not a curated record
UUAACUUGAUUUAUUAUUUGAUUCAUAUUCUGUCAUAUCCAUUUUCUAAGUCUUUCCAUAUUUUUAACCUGGUAAAUAUUCUUACACUAAUUAAAAAUUAAUGAUUUCUAAAAAUAACCAAAUCUCUUCACAGUUAUGCAAAGCUUAGUGAGGUGUCUCACAAUCAAGGCAACAGCACAGCUUUUAAUGGAAUCAACGUCAUGCCUUUACGGGGCUCCAGACAUGAAGCUCAGGAUCCUCAGCUUUUUUGGCUACUGGUGUUUCCAUGUGAAAGAUGUUCCACAGUGCACUUUUAGGAGCUCCAGAUGGUUUGGAUCGAAGGAAGAGCAUUCGUAGUCACAUAAGGAUGGUAAUGGAACAGCUGGAGAAGGUCCUCUGUGAGCUGAAAGAUGUGGCUAGAGAGCUUAAACAGGUAUUGGCUGAAAUUGACCAGAUGACAGCAUACAUUGAUUUGGACAUUAAAGAGGACAUAGAGGAUGACAACCCUUCCCUAGCCCGCAGUAGAAAUAGCAGCGAGAGAACACUGGGGAGCCUUUUUAAAGUUGAGGCUAAUUCUUCUAGCAAUGGCCUAACCCAAUUAUUACACAACUCCCCCUGCAACUCUACUAACAUAAAAGUACCAGCCCUGUACCGACGGAGCUGUGGAGAUUUACCUGCUCUAAAUGGACCCUUAUGGCCAAGUGCUUCUUGGCUCUUUGGCAGAAGAGAUGAAAUGUAUUCAUGUGACAGGGCAGAACAUCAUGCACUGUGCUGUGAUGAUGAUGAUUUUAGUGACGCAGGAAGCAGGAAAGCAUCCAGAUUCUCUUCCAGUGACUCUGUGUUUUCAAGCCCUGCUCCGCAGCCUUUGAGGUUAGGGGUCUUGACACCUAGAUCAGUCCACAAUUAUCACUUGAGCCCAGCCUCAACGAAAAAAGCAAUGCGGAGUUGCAGCACACAAACAGUUUCUGAUAAGAGCACACAAACCUCAUCUUAACACCCAACUUAACCACCUCCCCUUCAAAAAAAAAAUCUCUACAUCCAACUGCUUGUAUGAAAUGAACUGUGCUGUGCAUGUUUACACA